This is a messenger RNA of Nestor notabilis (Kea), 198 nucleotides long. RefSeq names its product solute carrier family 50 (sugar efflux transporter), member 1 (gene SLC50A1). The transcript has 2 exons. Lineage: Eukaryota; Metazoa; Chordata; Aves; Psittaciformes; Psittacidae. The record is from RefSeq and is a predicted model, not a curated record. The annotation marks the transcript as partial. Gene Ontology annotation, cellular component: membrane.
AGCAGGUCCACGCGCUGCCUGUCCUUCCCCCUUGCCGUCACCACAUGCCUGGCCUCCUCCAGCUGGACGCUCUACGGCCUCCAGCUCCAAGACCCCUACAUCACGGUCCCCAACGUGCCAGGGAUUGUCACCAGCAUCGUGAGGUUCUGGCUGUUCUGGCGGUACCGGGACAAGUCCCACAGACCCCUCCCCGCCUGA